Penicillium longicatenatum is the source of this 1686-nucleotide messenger RNA. RefSeq names its product putative PB1 domain protein. Lineage: Eukaryota; Fungi; Ascomycota; Eurotiomycetes; Eurotiales; Aspergillaceae. Gene Ontology annotation, molecular function: protein binding. The transcript has 5 exons. The record is from RefSeq and is a predicted model, not a curated record. Bases 1 to 1686 code for a protein of 561 amino acids.
AUGUCUUUGAAACAGGAAAUUGAAACGUGGGUUAACGCCCUGGACUGCUAUGAUCAUCAAGAAUUCGAAGAAGCCAUCCGGCUCUUCAACGAAAUUGCAGACACAUCUAAGAUUCUGUUUAACCUUGGUGUGAUUCAUGCGACUUUAGGAGAGCAUGAGAAAGCCGUUGAUUGUUAUCAACGAUCAGUUGGGCUGGAUCGGUAUCUUGCCAUCGCCUAUUUUCAACAAGGCGUAUCGAAUUUCUUACUCGGUGAUUUCGAAGAAGCCUUGGCGAAUUUCAACGACACAUUACUCUACCUUCGAGGGAACACGUCCAUCGAUUAUGAACAACUAGGCCUUAGGUUUCGUUUGUAUUCAUGUGAGGUGUUGUUUAAUCGUGGUCUAUGCUAUAUCUAUCUUCAACAAAUCGAACCUGGUAUGAAAGACAUGCAGUUUGCUGCCAGGGAGAAAGUCACGGAAGAUCACGAUGUCAUCGAGGAUGCCAUACGUGAAAAUGCAGAUGGUUACACGGUUUUUUCAAUUCCUGUAGGAACUAUCUACCGUCCGAAUGCUGCUAAAGUCAAAAAUCUUAAAUCCAAGGAUUACCUGGGCAAGUCCCGCUUGGUUGCUCAAUCAGACCGGCGUCAGGGCGCAGAACAUAACUGGAGACCGAUUGUCAUCGACAAGACAGCAUUCGAGGACCGGGAUGGAAUGUCUUUUGCAGCCACCAAUAUGGUCCAUAAGAAUCUAAGCAGUCGCACUCGUCAACAAUCAGAACCCCCGUUGAACCGCAACGUAUUUCCACCAACGCCACCACCCGACGACCGCUCUACCAGCAAUGGAUCCUCUUCAGGAAGCAGCCACCAUCGUACUUCCUCACUUCGUAACAAUGCGCGACCCUCGCUACGGCUAGAUCUAGAACGCACAGGCGCUGGCUUGGACCGUCGGCCCAGUGUACCAGAAGGUGCAGCACCACUCGCACCGCCACCACUUUCUCAAGCAUCUACAGAAAAACCACGAAUUGGAACAACCCGAACAGCAUCGGAACCUCGUGGUCUGACAUCUCGGCAACAAAACAUCCGCGGGUAUUCACAAGAUCCAAGCCGUUCUCGCCAACAAGAAGGACACCGAAGGAAUCACAGUGAUAACGACUAUUCGCCUCAAGAAUACGCACAGAUGGACCCGCACGACCCAUUUCCAGGAUCCAGGCCCCAUCAUAACUCAGGCUACGGCCGAGGAAGUCGACACCAACCCCCACAAUACAUCAACGAAGAGGAUGAAUAUGUCGAUGAAGUAUGUGCGGGCGAACCACUAAAAGAUGGAAGCUUUGAGCUAGUAGGUGCAGCACCUGAAGGUGGUUCACCUACUUCGCAGCGGCGCACUAGAUCCCCAGCACGGUUCUCAAGACGUGCAAACUCCAAAAGACCGGAAGUACGAAAAUUCCGCACAAAGGUACACGCGCCAGACGACAUCAGAUACAUCAUAAUCGGGCCUACGAUCGAAUAUGCGGAUUUUGAGACCCGUAUUCGUGAGAAAUUCGGCUUCAAACAUUCCCUGAAAAUCAAGGUCCAAGAUGAUGGUGAUAUGAUUACUAUGGUAGACCAGGAGGAUCUGGACCUACUCCUAGGCUCAGCUCGAGAGAUUGCUCGACGGGAAGGGAGCGAAAUGGGGAAAAUGGAGAUAUGGGUCGAGGAGCGAAUUAUCUGA